AUGAAGGCGAUACUCCGAGUUGCGCAUAUCCUGCUGGUACUCUCACUCUCCUCCUUACUGAUUUAUAGCGUUUACUACGCGUUCGCUCUAUUGCGGCAAGAUCAGCAACAGCUUUCGAAGCUAUCGCAUCCCCAGGAGGUCAGCGACGAAGGCGGCGCCGAAGAGGUCAGCGACGACGAUGUACUGCGGAAACCGUCACCACAAGACAUAGCUCAUUCUAUGAACACAAUGUGGGAUUACCUAGACGACUGGGAUGAAGAUCAUUGCAUCAACGUCUGUGAGGCAUCGUGGAUCGCCUGCCAAUUGAGGAACUGCGGGCAUUUACCGUACGUCAGACAGCAAGAGCUUUGA
Alternaria arborescens is the source of this 351-nucleotide messenger RNA. RefSeq lists its product as hypothetical. NCBI's taxonomy places the organism in Eukaryota, Fungi, Ascomycota, Dothideomycetes, Pleosporales, Pleosporaceae. The transcript has 2 exons. Bases 1 to 351 code for a protein of 116 amino acids. The record is from RefSeq and is a predicted model, not a curated record.